AUGUCCGUCGUCAUCCAGAAUUUCGGUUGCUCUGACCCUUUCGCCAACGUCACCUCCCAGUCAAGUGCUGGCGGCGUGGCCACCCAUUUGAUUCAUAUCCGAAAUCAGCAGCGAAGGGGCCGAAAAAGUGUAACCACGGUUCAGGGCCUCGGCAAGGCGUUCGAUCUGAAAAAAAUGGUCCGCGCCCUGAAGAAAGAGUUGAACUGCAACGGAACGGUCAUUGACGACGCUGAGUACGGCAGCAUCAUUCAACUUCAAGGUGACCAGCGCUUGGCUGUGAAGGACUUUUUGGAGCGCGAAAGCAUAUGCUCAGGGGAGCAGAUCCGAAUUCAUGGGGCUUGA
Messenger RNA from Besnoitia besnoiti, 342 nucleotides. RefSeq names its product putative translation initiation factor SUI1. The transcript is spliced from 2 exons. The record is from RefSeq and is a predicted model, not a curated record. Bases 1 to 342 code for a protein of 113 amino acids. NCBI's taxonomy places the organism in Eukaryota, Apicomplexa, Conoidasida, Eucoccidiorida, Sarcocystidae. Gene Ontology annotation, biological process: translational initiation. Gene Ontology annotation, molecular function: RNA binding; translation initiation factor activity.